CUUUCGGAAAUGAUUUGAUUUGUCUACUACUUCGCUCCUUUGUUCUGUUUUAUUUUGUCUCGUUCGCACUUAGUACGCAUAAAUAAUUCCAAACAUCGAUUUAUUGUUGAAGGCAUCUCUCCUUUUAUUGCAAUCUGAUUUAUCUUUGCAGACCAUUUUAUGAAAUGAAUUUGGUGUGGAUUUUUUUAAUUACUUUAUUGAAACAUUCCUGUGCAGAUGAACUCGUAAGCAGUACAGAAGGUAUAAAUGAUACUUUAAUUUACGAAAAAUGGAUGGCAAUGGAUGCGAAAUUGAAAAGUUCGGUUUCUUCUGCAAUGAGCUACUUCUUCCCAUUCUCCAUCAAGUUAGCUGCUAAUGUGAACGUGUCUUCGGUUUGCGCCAAGCAAGGACUACAGUUGAUCAAUGGAAUAAACCGGCUGGAAGUGUGGGCUUUGUCUUUUGCAGAUGCCAGUGGGAAAAUUGUGGACGGCCUACUUAGUUCAUCAUCAGGCGCUUUGGGAGAUUACAGUCAGUGUCUCAAUAGUGCAUCAUCUGGAAAAAAAGAAGGUGGAUUUCAGGGACAGUACUGCAUGCUGAGUAUCAAACCUCCGCUGCCUGCCCCGAAGAAAGAAUACUUCAGAAGCGGCAUCAAAGAGCUGAAGAACUACACUAGAUCAGCCUCGGAAAUGAUCCGCUCCCUCGCGUCCAAAGCUCAAAACUUCUACGUGGCUUCUCUCCUGCUGGGGGUUUGCGUCCCUUCUGGCUGCUCGACUGAUGACAUUGACAGCGUGGCUAAAUAUGCUUUUUCAGAGGCUUAUCUCGAUGCACAUAUUGAGUACUGCGAAACAAAAAUAUGGAUGCCCCUCGAAACGAGAAGCAUCAUUGCGAUAACCGUCUACACUACUUUAGGUCUAUUAAUGCUGAUAGGAACUAUGUCAGAUCUGCUCCUUCAAGAAAAGAAAUUUCCCCUCAAAGGCAAAGCCGCGAGAAUGGUUGUUGCCUUUUCUUUCCCGAAGAACACGAGGGAGCUGCUGAGGGCGGAAACAUCGAGCGACAGCAUCCCCUGCCUGCACGGACUCCGGUUCCUGACGCUGACUUGGAUCAUUUCGUCUCACACCACUUUCUUCAUCGUGAGGAUGCACCAGAUGCAUCAAAAUUUCGACGAAAUCAUUGAAUCGUUUAAAGGAUUUGGGAUGCAGAUCAUAGUCAACUUUUUAUUCUCCGUCGAAACCUUUUUUCUUCUCGGGGGUCUCUUGAACUGCUAUGCUUGUGUGAAGGACGAACAGAAGAAAAAAUCUCGAAGUUUGUUUUAUAGUAUCAAACACAGAUUGUGGAGGAUUUUGCCCGCAUACGCCGCUAUUUUGGUUUGUGUCUUUUUAAUACGCAGACUGAUGUCGGGACCGGCAGCUGGUUCAGAUGUCGGACAUUUUUUAGACAGUACUUGCAAAGUCGCAUGGUGGCAGAAUUUUUUAUUCAUCAACAACUACACAGACUUUGAAAACACGUGCUUGCCUCAUUCAUGGUAUUUGUCUGCUGAAAUGCAACUUUUUUUGAUUGCGUGCGUCACUAUUAGGAUACUAUUAAGAUAUCCGACGAUGGGUCUAAUAUUGAAUUUCUCAAUGAUGUUGAUUUCAGCUGCUUAUAGUAUCUAUUGGACUGCAGUGCACGGAAAUCACGCCACCCUUCUUUUAACGUACAUUGACCCAAAACAAUUUAAUCUGCAUUUGCACUGGUACAAUCAAUCGAUGGUUCACGCUGGGUCCUAUUUUCUGGGGGUUUUAGUAGGUUACGUCUUGGCUAAAAAGAAAGAAGUUAAGAUCUCAAAGGUUCCUCUGUUCCUUGGAUGGUUGCUCGCUACGUUUAUGGCUACAUGGGUCGUUUUUGCUUCAAAAAAAUGGAACGAGGGAACCGAGCCGACCCAGCUGGAAGAUCUAUUCUAUGCUGGAUUUUCGAAAACCGCUUUUUCUCUCUCAGUAGCUUGGGUUGUCACUUGUUGCGCCAGAGGAUACGGAGGUAUUAUAAAUAGGUUCCUAUCCUGGAGGGUGUGGAUUCCGCUGAGCAGGCUCGCCUUUUGCAUGUACCUCGUCUCCCCAAUCGUUCAGCUGUUGAGCAUCGGCUCCUCGAAAACCGUCAGAGAUUCGACCCCUAAGGAAUGGGUUUGGCGAUUCUUUGGCGAUUAUUUUGUUUCCGCAUUUCUCGCUUUCCUGUUUUUUGUUCUAGUGGAAAAUCCUUUUAUAACUAUUGAAAGGAUAUUUAAUGAAAAGGAUAAAAGUGAGAUGAAGGUCGAGCAAAAGAAUGCGACAGAGAAUGGUGACCAAAUACAAAACAAUUCUCAAUUGGAAGUAAGAAGAAUAAAUAAUGUGAUAACUGUAAGCGCUCUUUGAUGGAAAAAGAAUAAUAAAGUAAA
Molecule: messenger RNA, 2386 nt
Organism: Uloborus diversus
Lineage: Eukaryota; Metazoa; Arthropoda; Arachnida; Araneae; Uloboridae
Product: nose resistant to fluoxetine protein 6-like
Exons: 15
Coding region: 165-2363 (732 amino acids)
Molecular function (GO): acyltransferase activity, transferring groups other than amino-acyl groups
Source: RefSeq, a predicted model, not a curated record